This is a messenger RNA of Eucalyptus grandis, 1266 nucleotides long. RefSeq names its product DNA repair protein RAD51 homolog 4. The transcript has 4 exons. The coding region runs from base 236 to 622 and encodes 128 amino acids. The record is from RefSeq and is a predicted model, not a curated record. Lineage: Eukaryota; Viridiplantae; Streptophyta; Magnoliopsida; Myrtales; Myrtaceae.
CCUCUCACCCAAAGUUCCAAACCCAAACAGGAUACAAGACGCCACGCCUUCUCCGGUCAUUGACUCUACCGUCGUUGCUGCCGCUGCGCGGUCGCCGCCAUUGCUGCCGCCGCCGCUGUUGACGACUGUGCCCUCUCGUCAAUUCUGCCGCUGCCCUCUUCUUCGCUCCUUGCAUUCUAUGGUUUUGCAGAGCUAAGUCCCUUGCUUUGUAGCAGGAGGAGGAGGCCCCCCUCCCAUGGUCGAUUCGGAGAACAACUUCCUUACUCAAUCCGAAGCUGUAGCACCUUUGUCGGUACAAGAUUUUCUCAUUCACGACCUCCAGUCUUUAGUGGCGGACGCGGAGCAACAACCCUCGUCGGAGAGAUUUAUGCAGGCGAUAAACCAGGUCCUCUCUGUCAUAGAUGGCCUGCACCAACCAUGGUUGAAUGGAGUGGACCUAAUGGAAGAUGCUCAAAAGAUAAGCAUGUAUUUUCUACCGGAUGCGAAGGGAUGGACUUUCUACUUAGAGGCGGACUUCGCAGGGGGAAACUGGAAGUGUGUAAUUGCUCUCUUAUCCUGUUGGCUUGAAUGGAAAAUUGAUGGUAGACUGAGGGUUGAUGGCUUUUUAAAUAUACUAAACUGAAUGGCAUUACAUAGACCCGUUAUAUCUAGCUGUGCAAUCUAAUUUAACUUGUGGUAGAUGAAAAUGUAGGUGUAGAAAGAUAAUGAAAGUGGUCCCAAUUAGAUCUGCCUGCAUUGGCAAUUCGCGGGGACUGCAAACUCUGGAAACUCAAAAUUCUUCUUUCGUCAACUUCAUGAGAGCUGCCUUUUUAUGCUAACCACAAUGGUAUCUACACAUUUUCUCUGUGUACCAUUUAAUUUUAGCCUAACUGUUGCAUCUUCUGACAUUUCUUUUAUGUAGAAUGGAACUAAAGACUCCAUCAGCAAGCUUGUUUCUGACUUGAACAGAGCAACAUUGGAGCCUGAUGUUAGUGAGUCCCAGUUUCCGUUGACCUGAUUUUUAUCAUCAUAUCUUCUCUCCUCCACUAAUUGUUAGGUUUGCUUAAUUAAUUUUGAAAUUUUUUGAACUUUCGUUGAGUUUUAGGUUGGAGUGAGGCGGUAAUAAUUAGGAACUUAGAAAAAUUAUAUGAUGUUGAAAGGGAAUUACAGAAUUCCAGGUAAGCCUAUUCUCUUUUCAACGUCUUGAGCUACUCCUCUCUGGUAAAUUUACUCAGAACAUUACAGUUGUAUAUCUAUUAAAACUUUCAUGUUUCACUUUUAUCUGAA